This is a messenger RNA of Chanos chanos (milkfish), 2580 nucleotides long. It is a transcript of the gene vav2, whose product is annotated as vav 2 guanine nucleotide exchange factor. The transcript has 25 exons. The coding region runs from base 1 to 2520 and encodes 839 amino acids. The record is from RefSeq and is a predicted model, not a curated record. Gene Ontology annotation, biological process: regulation of GTPase activity; cell migration; intracellular signal transduction. Gene Ontology annotation, molecular function: protein binding; guanyl-nucleotide exchange factor activity. Lineage: Eukaryota; Metazoa; Chordata; Actinopteri; Gonorynchiformes; Chanidae. Gene Ontology annotation, cellular component: cytoplasm.
AUGGAGGAAUGGAGACAAUGUGGUCGGUGGUUGAUAGACUGCAAGGUUUUACCCCCGAACCACCGGGUUGUUUGGCCCUCUGCAGUCGUCUUCGACUUGGCCCAAGCGCUCCGAGAUGGUGUGCUCUUGUGCCAAAUGUUGCACAAUUUGUCACCUGGAUCGGUGGACCUAAAGCAGAUCAACUUCCGUCCUCAGAUGUCCCAGUUUCUGUGUCUGAAAAAUAUCCGGACAUUCCUCAAGGUGUGCCAUGAUAAAUUUGGGCUGAGAAACAGUGAGCUGUUUGAUCCCUUUGACCUAUUUGAUGUGCGGGACUUCGGAAAGGUGAUUUCAGCCUUGUCUAGAAUCUCUCACCACAGCAUCGCACAGAUCAAAGGCAUCAGACCGUUCCCAUCAGAGGACACAGCGGUGAAUGAAGAUGAUGUGUACCGGAGUUUGGAGGAGUUGGCAGAUGAACACGACUUGGGGGAGGAUGACAUUUACGACUGUGUACCAUGUGAGGAUGAAGGAGAUGACAUCUAUGAGGACAUUAUUAAGGUGGAAGUCAGACAGCCUAUGAAAAUGGGGAUGACAGAGGAUGACAAAAGGAACUGCUGUUUGGUGGAGAUUCAAGAGACAGAAGCAAAGUACUACAAGACUCUAGAAGACAUUGAAAAGAAUUAUAUGAUUCCACUGAAGCAAGUUUUAAGUCCACAGGACAUGGAGGCCAUUUUUGUAAAUUUAGAGGAUGUGAUCAAGGUUCAUUUUGCUCUGCUGAGGGCCAUUGACCUGAACAUGGUUAGUGGAGGCAGUGGCCUAGGAAAGAUCUUCUUGGACUUCAAGGAGAGGCUGCUCAUUUACGGCCAGUACUGCAGCCACAUGGAGAGCGCUCAGAAGACACUGGAUGAACUCAUUGCCACACGAGAGGACAUCAGGGUGAAAGUGGAGGAGUGCACCAUGAAGGUUCAGGAGGGCAAGUUUAAACUUCAGGAUCUGCUGGUCGUCCCUAUGCAGAGAGUCCUUAAAUAUCACCUUCUACUGAAAGAACUGUUGAGUCAUUCUACUGACCCACCAGAGAGACAGCAGCUCAGAGAGGCCCUGGAGGCCAUGCAGGAUCUGGCUAUGUACAUCAAUGAAGUGAAAAGAGACAACGAGACCUUAAAGAAAAUAAGUGAAUUUCAGAGUUCAAUAGAGAAUCUCCAGGUGAAACUGGAGGAGUAUGGGAGGCCGAAGAUAGAUGGAGAACUUAAAGUGUGCUCUGCUGUGAACCGAACCAAACAGGACAGGUACAUCUUCCUGUUUGAUAAAGUGGUGAUUGUGUGCAAGAGGAAAGGUUACAACUAUGAGCUGAAAGAAACCAUAGAACUUCAGUUCUACAAGAUGUCAGACGAUCCCAUGAACAACAGAGACAUGAAAAAGUGGUCCUAUGGCUUUUAUUUGAUUCAUCUUCAAGGGAAGCAGGGCUUCCAAUUCUUCUGUAAAACAGAGGACACAAAGAGGAAAUGGAUGGAGCAGUUUGAAAUGGCCAUGUCAAACAUCAAGCCAGAGCGAGCCACAGCCAACCAGCAUAACUUUCAGAUGCACACUUUCGAGAAAAACACCAACUGUAAGGCCUGUAAGAUGCUGUUGAGGGGAAUUUUUUACCAGGGCUACUACUGUUCCCGCUGUGGGGCAGGUGCCCAUAAGGAAUGUCUGGAGGUCAUCACCAUCUGUAAAAUAAGUAUUUUAACGCCAAUCUGUUUGCCUCUCAUGAACGAAGGCCCGAAGAUGGUGGCCAUCCGAAAUUACCACGGCACCCCAGCCCCGCCUGGGAAAACAGCACUAACUUUCCAGACUGGGGAUACCAUUGAGCUACUGAAAGGAGAGCCCGAUACCUCCUGGUGGGAGGGAAGGCUCAUUCAAACCCAAAAGAGUGGCUACUUUCCAAGUUCAAGUGUGAAGCCUUGUCUAGACCCUAAGUCUUGCCCCAGCCGUCAGUCAUCAAGAGAAACAGACUACUACGUUUAUCCAUGGUUUGCAGGCAGUAUGGAGCGCCAGCAGGCAGAUAACCUGCUGAAAUCCCACAGCAGUGGUACAUACCUGAUAAGAGAGAGAACAGCAGAGGCAGAGAGAUUCGCCAUCAGCAUCAAGUUCAAUGAUGAAGUAAAGCACAUUAAAGUCAUUGAGAAAGACAACUGGAUUCACAUUACGGAAGCAAAGAAGUUUGAUAGCCUCCUGGAGCUGGUAGAAUACUAUCAGUCUCACUCUCUAAAAGAGAGUUUUAAGUUGUUGGACACGACGCUACGAUACCCCUACAAAUCCAGAGAACGGUCCAGCUCUCGUGCUAGCACCCGCUCCCCAGUCUUUACACCCAGAGUUGUCAGCACUGCGGUGGCCAGGUAUAACUUUGCUGCCCGUGACAUGAGGGAGCUGUCACUCAGAGAGGGGGACAUUGUGAAGAUCUACAGCAAGAUCGGAGGAGACCAAGGCUGGUGGAAAGGCGAAGCCAAUGGCAGGAUUGGUUGGUUUCCCUCAACUUACGUUGAUGAGGAGGGCGUGCAGUGAUGUGCUGAUGUCAUCUGGUUUCCCCAAUCAGAACACACUUAUCCAUAUCCCUCUGAGAGG